GUUCUUAAACCUUCGUUCUUGUCUACUCUCUUGAGUUUGGAAAUUUAUGAAUGACACGAUAAAAAUAGAGAAUGUGCGCGACGACAAGUAGUAAAGCAAAGUAAUUGUCAAAGGAAAUGAAAUGCGCGCGCAAACGACCUCUUCUGUUCGCCUAAAAUACUCCACGCGCCGUGCACCUACUGUAACGAAAGAGACGUGUGUAUACAUUCAAACUCAGUUGUAUUUGUGUCGGCGCACGAGUGAUGUAAGCUCGUGAUUUCGAGAGAGUCGUGAACUUGCCCGUCGCUGAAAGACACCCGAUCGAUCUCUCUCGCUCGUUAUUUUCUUUCCUGUGGACCAUGAUCGAGGUGGCCUACGUCGACGAAAAGUGGGAGCACAUUGACCGCUCGAUACGAGAUGCCUGCAAGGACCUCGUGCUGUCCGACGAGCAACUCGAAUUGGUGAUGCAAAAGUUCACCGACGAGAUCAACCGAGGCCUGUCCAGAGAGACUCACUCAGAUGCGAUCGUCAAGUGUUUCACCACGUACGUGCAGGAUCUGCCGGACGGCACCGAGAAGGGCAACUUCUUGGCACUGGACCUCGGUGGCACGAAUUUCCGGGUGCUGUUGAUCACGUUGGACGGUCAGAACUUUGACAUGAAGAGCAAGAUUUACGCGAUACCUCAGAGCCUGAUGCUGGGCACGGGGAUUCAGCUGUUCGAUCACAUCGCCCAGUGCCUAGCGUUGUUCGUGAAUGAUCUGAAUCUGCAGAACGAGGUGUUGCCGCUGGGCUUCACUUUCAGCUUUCCCCUCGCCCAGCACGGGCUGACGAGAGGCAAUCUGGUGAGGUGGACCAAGGGCUUCAACUGCAGCGGCGUGAUCGGCGAGAACGUGGUCGCGCUUCUCGAAGAAGCGAUCGACCGAAGAAACGACGUCAAGAUCGACGUGUGCGCGAUCCUGAAUGACACCACCGGCACUCUGAUGUCGUGUGCCUGGAAGAAUCGAAACUGUCGGAUCGGCCUGAUCGUAGGUACCGGGAGUAACGCCUGCUACGUCGAGAAAACGAAGAACGUGGAAUGCGCGAUCCCGGGCAAUUACGCCGCGCACAAGCCGGACAUGCUGAUCAACACGGAAUGGGGUGCUUUCGGCGAGGGCGGUGCGCUGGAUUUCGUGACGACCGAGUUUGACCGUGCCAUCGACGAAAACUCCAUCAAUCCCACGAAGCAGCUGUUUGAGAAGAUGAUUUCGGGCAUGUACAUGGGUGAACUGACGAGACUGGUCCUCGAGAAGCUGGUCAACGCCGGUCUCCUCUUCGGCGGCAAAUGUCCCAGUGACCUCAGAAAACGUGGCAAGUUCUUCACGAAAUACGUCUCCGAAAUCGAGAAUGAUCCCAAGGGCAAGUAUACGAAUUGCCGCGAUGUCCUGGCCGAAUUGGGACUGCGGAACGUGAGUGACCGAGACUGCGAGAACGUGAGGUACGUGUGCUCGGUGGUGUCGAGACGGGCGGCGCACUUGGUCAGCGCGGGAAUCGCGGCGCUCCUCAAUAAGAUGGCCGAGAAUGACGUUACGGUGGGCAUCGACGGCUCGGUCUAUCGCUACCACCCGCAUUUUCACGAUCUCAUGAUGGCCAAGAUCGGCGAGCUCCAAAAGUACAAGUUCGACCUGAUGCUCUCGGAGGACGGCAGCGGCCGUGGUGCGGCACUCGUCGCCGCGGUGGCGUCGCAGAACCGGUGAAGGCGAUCAAGCAACGGAAAACAAACGGCGCCAGUGAACUCUGUCUCGCGUUUUCCGACCAAUUUCCACCUGUGACACGCGUGUAAACUUUCUUCUCUCUUUCCUACACAGGCUUUCUUACAUUUUAUACGAAAGAUUAUUUUAUUAUGACGGCUGACGACGAGGCUCGCCUUAAGCUCGAUAAUAUUUAUCGGGACGGAGUUCACUGGAGAGAACCGAUUUGCGCGCGAGUGAGCGAUCGAGUGAAACGAACGAGUCGAGUGAGAAGAGCGACGAGAGAAAUUACGAGUCCUCUGUUCGUUUCAGCUAAAUAUUUUCCCCUCACUUGUUUGUCCUAUUCCCGACUUGAUCCCCUCUUCCAUUCUUGAUCUAAAAGCGCGAAUGACUGAUGAUGNUGAAAAAAAAAAAAAGGGGGGGGGGGGGGGAAGAGAGAUCUAGGAACGAGAGCUUCUGUAUGUGUUCUAUAAAACAGAUAUUAAAAAGCAUACGCAGGGGAUUCUAUGUAACUGUAUUUUCUACGAUCAAUAAAAAAAUACAAUCAAUCCCUCUCGAGCGAUGCUUGGAAUGAUUUCAAUCAGUAAGACAGUUACGUGGGACACUCUGCGUAUGCAUUUCGUUUCAAAAGUGACCAUCCGACAAAAAUGGGAAAAAAAUGUGGUUCUUUUUACCGACGAUUUUACUCGAUGCCAAACUAGGGCGGCGCCUUUGCUAUUUUGUUUCAUGGCCCGAAAGUAAAACGAAUGCUAAGACUGCCGCGACGAAUAUUUCCUGUAUAUAGAGCACAAAGAAGAGUUAGUGAAUAUAUACACUUAGUGAAUGUUCCUAUGAGA
This is a messenger RNA of Dinoponera quadriceps, 2542 nucleotides long. RefSeq names its product hexokinase type 2 (gene Hex-A). Gene Ontology annotation, cellular component: mitochondrion; cytosol. Gene Ontology annotation, biological process: intracellular glucose homeostasis; glycolytic process; glucose 6-phosphate metabolic process. The record is from RefSeq and is a predicted model, not a curated record. The transcript is spliced from 6 exons. Bases 339 to 1712 code for a protein of 457 amino acids. NCBI's taxonomy places the organism in Eukaryota, Metazoa, Arthropoda, Insecta, Hymenoptera, Formicidae. Gene Ontology annotation, molecular function: fructokinase activity; mannokinase activity; ATP binding.